AUGUCAAUUUUAUCAAUUAUUUUACCUAGACGCAAAGUUUUUCAUAAUUUACAUUAUCGUUUCUUAACUUUGAAACCCAAACCUUUAUCUUUCAUAACUUUAACCUUACUAUUAGCAUCACAGAUUAAUCCUCGGUUAUUUUCAUCGUCUGCUUUUGCUUGUACAGCACCUAGCUCGAUAUUAAUGUCGCAACAUGAACAGUGCAGUUUUGUUAGAGGUACGACGGAACGAAUAGUUUAUGUUACUUGUCCUAAUGACAAGGUCGCCGGGAAUUUGGCCCGAGGUCUUUUAAAAGAAAAACUGGUCGCCUGUGUGAAUAUAAUUCCAAAGAUCUCUUCACUUUAUUGGUGGGAAGGCAAAAUUGAAGAAUCUUCCGAACUCUUGCUCAUGAUUAAAACUUUGGAUAAGCAUCUUGAUGAAAUAACAGAUUAUGUAAAUAAACAUCACAGUUACGAUGUACCAGAAGUUCUUUCAGUAAAGGUUGAUGGUGGAAAUGGCCCUUAUUUGAAAUGGAUUAAUGAUAGUGUUAAGUGA
Dentiscutata heterogama is the source of this 534-nucleotide messenger RNA. Lineage: Eukaryota; Fungi; Glomeromycota; Glomeromycetes; Diversisporales; Gigasporaceae. The record is from the annotation of a GenBank genome assembly.